Mauremys mutica (yellowpond turtle) is the source of this 887-nucleotide messenger RNA. RefSeq names its product cytochrome c. NCBI's taxonomy places the organism in Eukaryota, Metazoa, Chordata, Testudines, Geoemydidae. The record is from RefSeq and is a predicted model, not a curated record. Gene Ontology annotation, biological process: mitochondrial electron transport, cytochrome c to oxygen; mitochondrial electron transport, ubiquinol to cytochrome c. Gene Ontology annotation, cellular component: mitochondrial intermembrane space. The coding region runs from base 287 to 604 and encodes 105 amino acids. Gene Ontology annotation, molecular function: electron transfer activity; heme binding. The transcript is spliced from 3 exons.
UCGUACCGAGGGUAAGGCGGAGACCGGGUCUACUUGGAAGCCACCUACCCUGCUGUUAACGUUGUGUGACGUUUGCUCUGAUGGACACGUAGGGCAAGAAAUCAAAGUUUCCCAAGGCGGCAUCCGAUUGGCCAGCGAUUCGAGCGGGCGGGCCGAGUGCCGAUGCGGUUUGGUUGCAGUGGCACCGGCUACAUAGGCUGGGGUACGGCGUGUCCUUGGGCUCAGACAGCGAGCGUGGGACAGAGACAAUAGCGGUCGGAGGAGGAGGAGGCCGGCAGCACUGAAAAUGGGAGACAUUGAAAAGGGCAAGAAGAUCUUUGUUCAGAAAUGUGCGCAGUGCCACACAGUCGAAAAGGGAGGAAAGCACAAGACUGGACCCAACCUGAAUGGCCUAAUUGGACGGAAGACUGGCCAAGCUGAGGGCUUCUCUUACACAGAAGCAAACAAGAAUAAAGGAAUCACCUGGGGUGAGGAAACACUGAUGGAGUACUUGGAAAAUCCUAAGAAGUACAUCCCAGGAACAAAGAUGAUUUUUGCUGGCAUUAAGAAGAAGACUGAGAGGGCAGACUUGAUAGCAUAUCUCAAAGAUGCCACUUCUAAGUAAUAGUUAUCUGCUGCCUUAUUUAUUUCACAACAGAGAAGGAAAUGAGUGUCUCUGUGAUGAGAUUGGUUUUUAAAUUUUCUAUUUUUACAUGCACUAUAUUAAACCUCCUUAAAAACUGUCUCAUCAGCUAGAGAAGGUUGCUCGUGGAUGGUUGUUAAAGAAUACAUUUUUUUGGCAGUCAUAACCUAUGGGAAUACAUGUAAAUUGGAUUGGGCUUGAAUGAGUACAAUCAUGUUCUGUGUUUUGUAGUCAUUCUGAUCAUGCAAUUAAAAAAAGAAAAGUU